AUGAAGAUGAAGCUUUGUUCCAUUUAUAUUGUAUUUGGCUUAAUUGCUCUUCAGUUUAUACCUUUGUCCACCAUAGUUCAUGCUCAGCAAGCUAAGGAUUCGUGCAAUUCAACUCUACCUCUCAAAGAUUUUACUUUGGACUCGAGCCUUCUUCAAUGCGUCGAAGCUUGGAGUCUCCAGAAUUUCAUCCUCCGAUAUGCUAAAACGGUGGACAACACAUGGACUUUCAUCCUAUCGGUGCCGGAUUCCAGUGCCUACAUCGGGAUCGGAUUCUCGACCAAUGGCCGGAUGGUCGGAAGCAGCGCAAUCGUCGGGUGGAUUACUACCGACAGCAGAAGAGGAGAAGCAAAACAGUACUCACUCAAAGGGAGAUCCCCUGAUGAUGUAACACCUGACCAAGGUGAUCUCAAGAUCAUCAACGGUUCUUUAAAGAUCGAGUCAGUGUCGUCACGUCUUUACAUGAGUUUCCAGUUGACGGCGGAGCUGCCACGACAGAAUCUCAUUUACGCUUUGGGACCUGCCGGAUUCUUCCCAUCUUCGCCGGACUUUAGGUUGAGGGUACACCGGUCCGUGACCACCACGACCAUCAAUUAUAAUAUUGGACCGACCAUGUCUCCGGGUCCAGCUCAGGCACCGGAGACCAAACCUUCUCAACCUCCUAUCAUUCCUUCAUCCGGAUACGGCCUCUCACCGUCUCUUUUCUUCUUUGGCAUCAUCAGUCUCGUAGCUCUCAAAUUUCACUGA
Molecule: messenger RNA, 744 nt
Organism: Microthlaspi erraticum
Lineage: Eukaryota; Viridiplantae; Streptophyta; Magnoliopsida; Brassicales; Brassicaceae
Source: the annotation of a GenBank genome assembly